Messenger RNA from Bombus terrestris (buff-tailed bumblebee), 1607 nucleotides. RefSeq names its product DNA polymerase interacting tetratricopeptide repeat-containing, protein of 47 kDa (gene Dpit47). NCBI's taxonomy places the organism in Eukaryota, Metazoa, Arthropoda, Insecta, Hymenoptera, Apidae. The record is from RefSeq and is a predicted model, not a curated record. Gene Ontology annotation, molecular function: Hsp90 protein binding. The transcript is spliced from 7 exons. Bases 187 to 1356 code for a protein of 389 amino acids.
UAAGAAUACUACCAGCGCCAUCAUUGAGGAAGAAUUGGAGAAUCUACUCGGUCGAUAAUGUUAUGACAUUAAGAAAUGAUACAUAAACACGUGAAAUUUUAGAGAUUGUGGUUUUGAUAUUUAUGUUUGUGUACUCUUUCUUAUUGCCAAUAAAUAUAAAAAGUUAAUAUAAAUAAUCGUUAAACAAUGGAAGGAACAAGUAAAGAAGGAAGUAAAGUAUGGACUGAUAACGAAAGAUUAAAACUUGCUUCAAAAUUAGACGCUGAACUCGAUGAAUAUAUUAGUAAUUUGGAAAAGAAGAGCUAUACUGAAGGAUGGCCAGAAGAUCGGUGGGAAGAGGAAAUGGAAAAACAUCCAUUUUUCAUGAAAAAGACACCGGAACCUGGAGAAGAACUUUCUCCAUUGAUGGAAGGUUUACAACAGCUCAAAUAUGGGGAAGAUGAGAAUACACCUGAGGAACUUGCAAAUAAUUAUAAGGAAGAUGGAAAUUUCAAUUUCAAGUAUAAAAAUUAUAGAUUAGGUAUUCUGAGUUACACAGAAGGAAUAAGAACUAAAUGUAAAGAUAUUGACUUAAUGGCUCAGCUUUAUAAUAAUAGAGCUGCUGCACAUUUUAUGUUAAAAAAUUAUAGAUCAAGCUUAAAUGACUGCAAGCUUGCUUUGAGGUUAAAACCAAAGUACAUAAAAGUUUUGAAUAGAGCUGCCACUUGUUGUUUUCAUAUAAAAGAUUACGAACAGUGUAUUGACUUUUGUGAUCGGUUACUCGAUGAAUCUCCUACUGACAAGAUAAUGUUAUAUUUAAAAUCACAAGCAGUAGUUGAAGGAGAACGCCUGAAAAGAGAUAAAAGAAAACAAGAUAGAUUAGAAAAGAACUUAAAUAAAAAAGAAGAAGAAUUACUAAAUAUAAUAAAAGAGAAAGGUAUUAAUUUAGAAGUGAUCGAAGGGAAAAGAAAUUUAAAUUUAAAAGACCUAGAACCUCAAAUUCCAGAAAUGGCACAAUGUAGUUUUCAUUUGGAUGCACAAAAUAAGCUCAUUUGGCCAGUUCUGAUUUUAUAUCCUGAAACAAAGCAGACAGAUUUCAUACAAAAUUUUCACGAGGAUACAUUGUUGAUAGAACAAUUAGAACAGUUAUUUAAUGAUCCACCUGAGUGGGACUCACACAGACGUUAUACUCCUGAAAAUAUAAAUGUUUAUUUUGAGGAUAAAGAUAAAUGUUCUCUGCAUAAAGUGAACGUCCAUCAGUCUCUAGGGCAAAUAUUGCAGCACGAGCGAUUUAUAGUUCGCGGGGGAACACCGAUGUUUCUAAUAUUUGUUAAGUCCAGUAAGGCGGAGGAGGGAUUUUUAGCUAUGUAUGUGUGAUAUAAAUUAUCGUGUACAUUCUUCGUAAAUAGAUUUAUAAAGAAGAUCUACACAUCUAUUAAUAUAAUUAGAAUUAAUUAUGCAAAUUCAUAUAAAUAUAAUCAUAUAAAUUGAAGAAAUGGAAUCUAAUCCAAGAUCCGCUUUAAUUAUUUUAUAUAUUUUCAUAUAUUACAUAGAUUAUUUGCAUAUUUUCAAAUUUCUCAUAAAUGUAUAAAAAUUUACAGUCUAAUAAAACAGUCUAGUAAUAAUUA